Molecule: messenger RNA, 3716 nt
Organism: Cyprinodon tularosa
Lineage: Eukaryota; Metazoa; Chordata; Actinopteri; Cyprinodontiformes; Cyprinodontidae
Product: adenylate cyclase type 8
Exons: 20
Coding region: 1-3555 (1184 amino acids)
Biological process (GO): cAMP biosynthetic process; adenylate cyclase-activating G protein-coupled receptor signaling pathway; intracellular signal transduction
Cellular component (GO): plasma membrane
Molecular function (GO): adenylate cyclase activity
Source: RefSeq, a predicted model, not a curated record
AUGCCAGGUAAGGUCAUCACCAUGGUGACCUUCGCUGACACCAGGCAGGUCGCCCCAAUGGAGCUGCAUGAGCCUCCUUCCCUGAGUGCCACGUUGUCUCCUGGGCUCAAACGGAAAAAGAUGCUGUGGCAGAAUGCGGUGAAACACAUCAUUACCCAACAAGAGCUUGGAGCUCAGGUGGGUGUGGAACCUACACGUAAAAUCUUUGUGACAGACACCUACAUAGAUGAAAUCAACAGGCAGAUCCGCAGCAAAGCCUCCCGUGGAGUCACAAAACGGCGCUCCUCUACAUUCAGAGUCCAUGGCCGAUCCUCCACCAUCACCCAUCGUAGCAUCAGGUCUUCAACGCAGGACUACACCAGUGAUGCCGACUUUUUUGUGCACUCGUGUAACACUGUUCAUAGCGUUUACAUACCCAUGCUGGGACACACCUUCAAAUCUCACGAUCUGGAAAAGCUCUACCAGCAGUACUCCUCCCACCAGAGGAGAAACUCUCUUGCCAUCACCAAUGUGAUCGAUGCAGUGGCCAAGCUCCACAUGUUGGUCCUGUAUCUUGCUCUUGCUCCAGACGCUGUUACGGACUGUUUGCGUGGCUGUUUGACCGGCAUUUUUAUGUUGGUGGCUAUAGCUAUUUGCAUACUAGUGUUAACCUGCAAAGACUCCAUGUCACCACAGUGGCUCUAUUAUGCUGGCAUUGCAAGCUGGCUGUCGCAGACUGCACAGAUCCUAGGGGGGCUGGCCUAUGGACUAGAAAAAGACCCAUCUUGGUAUAUUUUAUUCACACUGUUUGCAACAUACACCCUGCUGCCAUUACCUCUGCUGUGGGCUAUGUGUGCUGGAUUCCUCACCCCGAUACUGCACAUUUCCAUGGAGAUUUGGCUUUACUACAAUGAUGUUUUGCUUUUAAAUAAGGUGUUUGCCAAAGGCCUGCUGUUUGUAGGUAUGAACACAGCUGGCUUGUUCAUCCACUACCUGACAGACCACGCCCAGCGACAGGUCUUCCUAGAGACACGCCGCUGCAUCGAGGGCCGUCUCAAACUUGAGCAAGAGAACAAAAGACAGGAGCGGCUGGUCCUGUCAAUCCUGCCUCGCUUUGUUACUUUGGAAAUGAUUGCUGACAUGAGCUCCAUGGAGAACGAACUGAACCCCCAAGAGUUUUACAAGAUCUACAUCCACCAGUAUAAAGAUGUCAGCAUCCUUUUUGCAGAUAUAAAAGGUUUCACCCAGCUGUCUAUAAACCUGUCUGCCCAGGAAAUGGUUCGAAUCCUAAAUGAGCUCUUUGGACGCUUCGACCGACUAGCUGAGGAGCACCACUGCUUGCGAAUAAGGAUAUUGGGAGACUGUUACUACUGUGUUUCCGGGGUGCCUGAGCCACAGCUUGCUCACGCACGUUACUGCGUAGAAAUGGGCCUGGCUAUGAUCAGCACAAUAAGACACAUCCGGAAGCAGCUGAACUUUGACUUGGACAUGAGGAUCGGUAUCCACUCUGGCUCGGUCCUCUGCGGCGUGCUGGGUCUGCAGAAAUGGCAGUUUGAUGUCUGGUCCUGGGAUGUGAGCAUCGCCAACAUGCUGGAAGCAGGAGGAAUACCUGGACAUAUCCACAUCUCCAAGGCCACUCUAGAUUGCUUGGGGACGACAUACAAGACAGAGGAGGGUCAUGGGCGUGACAGGAAUGAGUUCCUUCGGAAACACAACAUUGACACCUUUCUCAUCUGCCCUCCAGAGGAAUGGUAUCAGGAAGACCAUCCUGAGCCCAUAAAAGUCCAGAGAAGCAUUCGGACCUGGAACCCAGAGAUUCCCUUUGGCCAUGCAAUAGACAUGAACAGUAUUCUGGCCUCCUUCACUAACGGCUCUCUGCCCGGUUUAUGGCAGUCCAACACCAGAGAGAUUAACAAACGCAUCAAACAUGCCAUCGAGGUUCGAAGCAGUGAGCGCAUGCACAACGAGCACAUCACUGCUCUCACCCUGGUGUUUAAAGAGGCACACAUAGAGGACAAGUUCUCUCAGAUCAGAGAUGAGAUGUUUAACUCCAACAUGGUCUGCUCCUUCAUCGUGCUCCUCUUCCUCAUGGCUGCUCAGGCCAUCAUCCCUAUUCCCAGACUGUUCCCAGCCGUCCUCCAGUUUUCCCUCUUCCUUCUUGCCUACAUGCUGCUGCUGCUGGUCGCCCUCGCUGAGGAGUUCAGGUGGACCCCUGCAGCCCUCCAGCAGUUCGGCUGCUGGAUCCACGAGAACCACAGCGCCCGGAACCUCCUCACUCUCACGGCCAUCAUCAUCAACUUCAGCCUGGCUUCCACGGACAUGGUGUGGUGUGUCCUUGCAGCCACAGGAGAAGCCGACAUAGUGGAGAAGAAGAGCACCGGCUCACGUUCAGUCACCAUCUGUAUUUAUCCUGAGAUCUUUGUGCUGAGCGGUGUGGUGGUGAUGGUAACAUGCGCCGUGUUUCUGCGCCUGAACUCCCUCUUAAAGUUGGCCGUGCUGCUGCUGGUAGUGAUGGUGUACUCUUACUUCAUCCACCUCGCCUUUGUCACACUAGCACGCAGUGACGUGCAGCACAGAUCCCACUAUCUCAGGAGAAAAGGAAUUUCCAUUCUUCUCAUAGCGAUGUUUAUUGUAGCUGUUUUCUACAGUGGGCGACAGUGGGAGGCUACCGCCAGACUGGACUUCUUGUGGCGCUUGCAGGCCCAGCAGGAGGUGGAGGACAUGAGGGAGCUGCGAGAACACAACGAGUGUUUGUUGCACAAUAUCUUGCCCUUGCAUGUCGUGCAGCAUUUUCUGGAGCGCAGCAGACACGAUGAGGACCUUUACUCCCAGUCCUACGAUGAAGUGGGUGUGAUGUUUGCUUCUGUUGCUGGGUUUGAUGAAUACUUUGAGCAGAAGGAGAUCAAACAUGAAGGGGUGGACUGUCUCCGGCUACUGAACGAGAUCCUAGCCGGCUUCGAUGAGCUUUUGGAGGAAUCCUAUUUCCAUUAUUUGGAGAAGAUCAAGACGAUUGGAAGCUGUUAUAUGGCGGCGUCUGGUUUGGCUCCAAAUGAACAGGGAUCAGUGGAUGAGUGGAACCACCUGAGUGAGCUGGUUUUGUUUGCUUUGGCGAUGCAGGAGGUCUUAGGAGAGAUAAACAACCACUCUGCCCAAAACUUUGAGCUGCGCGUCGGAAUUGCCCAUGGGCCGGUGAUCGCAGGAGUGAUCGGAGCCACCAAACCCCAGUAUGAUAUCUGGGGAUCAACGGUGAACCUGGCCAGUCGGAUGGACAGUACUGGCGUGAGCGGACGCAUCCAGGUUCCUGAAGCCACCUGCAGGAUCCUGUCAGAGUGGGGAUUCGUUCUGGAACUUCGAGGAGAAAUAUUCAUAAAGGGGGUGAGUGAGUGUCAGGGGAAGGUGCGUACAUACUUCAUCAGCACCAUGCGAAAUAAAAGGACCAGUGUUGGAGCAGAGAAUUACCUAGAGGGCCGAGCGGGAAGUCGCAUGACUCUUGCAGAAGUGGUGCACGGUCUUGUUCAGGCCAGGCAAAAAGAGAAGUUGAGAGAGGCAAAUGGGAACUUUGAUCGGACUCCUUGAAAACUGCAGAGUGGAGUGCUGCAUGAAGCAAACAAAAAGGCCUCCACACAGAGCUUUCUAUCAAGUUUACAGGAAAGAGCCAAAACUUGCCAAAAACCCUUAUUCUGGUUUCCUCCUGUUCUCCUGACUGGGGAAAAAAUCGUGAUUUCUCAAACUUUGUA